AUGGGAAGCAACACAACUAGGGGAACCAACACAACAAGGGGAAGCAACACAACAAGGCGAAAACAACACAAUAAGGGGAAGCAACACAACAAGGGGAAGCAACACAACAAGGGGAAGCAACACAACAAAGGGGAAAACAACACAACAAGGGGGAAGCAACACAACAAGGGGAAAACAACACAACUAGGGAAAAGCAACACAACAAGGGGAAAGCAACACAACAUGGGGAAAGCAACACAACAUGGGGAUGCAACACAACAAUGGGAAGCAACACAACAAGGGGAAUCAACAGAACAAGCGGCAAGCAAAAGAACAAGCGGGAAGCAACACAAUAAGGGGAAGCAACACAACAAGCGGGAAACAACAGAACAAGCGGUAAGCAACAGAACAAGGGAAAGCAACACAACAAAGGGGAAGCAACACAACAAGGGGGAGCAACACAACAAGGGGAAGCAAAAAAACAAGGGGAAGCAACACAACCAGGGGGAUGCAACACAACAAGGGGAAAACAACACAACAAGGGGAAAGCAACACAAAAAGGGGGAGCAACACAACAAGGGGAAGCAACACAACAUGGGGAAGGAACACAACAAUUGGGAAGCAACACAACAAGGGGAAGCAACACAACAUGGGGAUGCAACUCAACAAGGGGAAGCAACACAAGGGGAAGCAACACAACAAGGGGGAAGCAACACAACAAGGGGAAGCAACACAACAUGGGGAUGCAACUCAACAAGGGGAAGCAACACAACAAGGGGGAAGCAACACAACAAGGGGAAGCAACACAACAAGGGGAUGCAACACAACAAGGGGAAGCAACACAACAAGGGGGAAGCAACACAACAAGGGGGAAGCAACACAACAAGGGGGAAGCAACGGAACAAGCGGGAAGCAACACAACAAGGGGAAGCAACACAACAUGGGGAAGCAACACAACAUCGGGAUGCAACUCAACAAGGGGAAGCAACACAACAAGGGGAAGCAACACAACAAGGGGAAGCAACACAACAUGGGGAUGCAACACAACAAGGGGAAGCAACACAACAAGGGGGAUGCAACACAACAAGGGGAUGCAACACAACAAGGGUGAAGCAACACAACAAGGGGGAAGCAACACAACAAGGGGAAGCAACACAACAAGGGGGAAGCAACACAACAAGGGGGAAGCAACACAACAUGGGGAUGCAACACAACAAGGGGAAGCAACACAACAAGGGGGAUGCAACACAACAAGGGUUAGCAACACAACAAGGGGGAAGCAACAGAACAUGGGGAAACAACACAACAAGGGGAAGCAACACAACAUGGGGAAGCAACACAACAAGGGGGAAGCAACACAACAAGGGGGAAGCAACACAACAAGGGGAAGAAACACAACAAGGGGAAGCAACACAACAAGGGGGAAGCAACACAACAAGGGGGAAGCAACACAACAAGGGGAAGCAACACAACAAGGGGAAGCAACAGAACAAGGGGAUGCAACACAACAAUUGGGAAGCAACACAACUAGGGGAAGCAACACAACAAGGGGAAAGCAACAGAACAUGGGGAUGCAACACAACAAGGGGAAGCAACACAACAAGGGGGAAGCAACACAACAAGGGGAAGCAACACAACAAGGGGAAGCAACACAACAAGGGGGAAGCAACACAACAAGGGGGAAGCAACACAACAUGGGGAAGCAACACAACAAGGGGAAGCAACACAACAAGGGGAAGCAACACAACAAGGGGAAGCAACACAACAAGGGGAAGCAACAGAACAAGGGGAUGCAACACAACAAUUGGGAAGCAACACAACUAG
Haliotis rufescens (red abalone) is the source of this 1803-nucleotide messenger RNA. RefSeq lists its product as uncharacterized. Bases 1 to 1803 code for a protein of 600 amino acids. NCBI's taxonomy places the organism in Eukaryota, Metazoa, Mollusca, Gastropoda, Lepetellida, Haliotidae. The transcript has a single exon. The record is from RefSeq and is a predicted model, not a curated record.